Arctia plantaginis is the source of this 1260-nucleotide messenger RNA. The record is from the annotation of a GenBank genome assembly. Lineage: Eukaryota; Metazoa; Arthropoda; Insecta; Lepidoptera; Erebidae.
AUGUCAGAACAACAUUCGCCGGUAAAGGCAUCAAGAUCGCCCAGCGUCAUUGAAACAGCUGAAGACUUUGAAAAUCAGGAUACUUUGCUAAAACACGUUGAUAUAUCAAUAGUGGAGUCUGAAAAACGUGCGAAUGGGACGUUGCACGUUAGAGAUCAUUAUACAGUGUAUUUAAUCGACUUGAAAGUCACAGAUGUGGAUUACAAACUGGUGCAAUCAAAGAUUAGUACUAUAUGGAGAAGAUACACAGAGUUUGAACAGAUACAUGACUACCUACAAGUCACAUAUCCACAUGUUAUCAUACCACCAUUACCUGAGAAACGGGUGCUCUAUGCAUGGAGGAAGUCAGAUACCACAGAUCCAGAGUUUGUUGAACGUCGCCGUGCGGGACUUGAGAACUUUCUGCUGCGUGUCGCAUCGCAUCCGCGAUUAUGCUUCGAUGACCAAUUUAUUAAUUUCCUCCAACAAGAACAUGGCUGGCGGGAAACAAUUACCGAUAGCGGGUAUAUACUACAAGCUGAAAACAAAUUGAAAUCAUUAUCAGUAUCGAUCAGAUUAAGAAAACCGGAUCCUGAGAUUGAGAGUGUAAAAAAUUAUGGGAAGCAAUUAGAAACUAAUUUAGGAAAUUUUCUAUAUACUAGGUCUAAGAUAAUAGAGAAGAAUUACUCUUUAUGCAAAUUACACGCAAACUACGGCAAAUUAUUUAGCGAAUGGAGCGUCAUAGAGAAGGACAUGGGAGAUGGACUACAAAAAGCUGGACAUUAUUUUGAUUCAAUAGCGGACAGUAUAGACUCCGUAGCGGAAGACGAAGAGCAGCUAGCAGAUCAGCUGAAAGAAUAUUUGUUCUAUGCUGGCGCAUUGCAACAACUGUGCACCAACCAUGAGACGUUACAACGGGCUCUUGAAAAUGCACAAGAUACACUCAAUAAUAGGAUAUCUGAACGUAGCCGAGCUGCAGCUGGUAAAUCGGGAUUAAUGUCGCGUCUAUUUGGUACCACAGACCCCGACAUAGUUCGGGACCAAAGUACGCGCGCUUUAGACGCCAAGAUCCUAGCUGACAAAGACAACAUCGAGAAAGCUAAGACUGACCUAGAGGACUUCACUAAGAAGGCGCUAGUAGAGAUAGAACAUUUCCAGAAGCAAAAAGACAAGGAUCUGCACGAAUCACUCGUCAGCUUCAUCACCUUACAAGUAAAAGCAGCGAAAAAGAAUUUACAAGCGUGGAUCCAGAUCAAAGAAUGUCUGCAGAACAUGCCGUAA